AUAUAUACGUAUAUAUAUACAUAUAUAUACAUACAUAUAUACAUACAUAUAUACAUACAUAUAUACAUACAUAUAUACAUACAUAUAUACACACAUAUAUACACACAUAUAUACACACAUAUAUACACACAUACAUAUACACACAUACAUAUACACAUAUACAUAUACACAUAUACAUAUACACAUAUACAUAUACACAUAUACAUAUACACAUACACACAUAUACACACACACUGUAUACACGUAUGUAUACACGUAUGUAUACACGUAUGUAUACACGUAUGUAUACACGUAUGUAUACACGUAUGUAUACACGUAUAUAUACACGUAUAUAUAUACGUAUAUAUAUACAUAUAUAUAUAUAUA
Anneissia japonica is the source of this 366-nucleotide messenger RNA. RefSeq lists its product as uncharacterized. NCBI's taxonomy places the organism in Eukaryota, Metazoa, Echinodermata, Crinoidea, Comatulida, Comatulidae. The transcript has 3 exons. The record is from RefSeq and is a predicted model, not a curated record. The annotation marks the transcript as partial.